GCCGCCGCAUCAUUCACUUAUAACAGCCCAACGGAAACCGAACAACCUGACCAUAUUGCGGGUGGCGCUCGGCGGGGUUUGUCAGCACCGCGCAUCUGCCGAGAAGAAGAGAGAGAGAGAAAAAAAGUGUCGCCUGCUCCGCCUGUUGCUGGGUUUGUUUGAUGAGAAGACGGGCUAUAGGACAGACAGGUUCACCCCCCGUCUUACUUCCCCAGGCUCGUUGACCCCCCCAAGAGAGAGAGGGAGGAGAGAGAGAGAGAGAGAGAGAGAGAGAGAGAGUGAGGCGGAGAGAAGGAGCUUCCUUUUAGUUAGCUGACCGAUACCGGACAGCGUUCAGCAGCGUUGAAAAACAGGUGUACGGUUUCAUCACACGGAUGCAGCAGCCCGGCUCGCCGAGCGUGUUGUCGCCUCCCCGCCUGUCGAAGUGAGAACUUUUAAUCACCUCCCAGGCAAGAGGAGCUGCUUUCCCGGUGACAUUUACAGACUGCGAGGCGACCGUUUUUUUUUUUUUUAAGGCAUUGAACGGGGUAAGGGCCGGGCCUAAAGACCGACACCAGAAGGAGACGCGUAUCCUUUAGAAGAGGGGGGAAAAUAGGAGGAAGGGGCAGCAGAGGAAGCAAUUGGCUCUCCCCAGUCAUCCCUGUCUGACGUGAAGUCGUUUCCAGCCCUCUGGUUUUAUGACGGAAAGUGUGUCCCCCUGCAGUAGAUCAGAAAGAAGUGCUCUUCAAUAUGAAUACAGCGGAGGAUAUGCUCGCAAAAGCGUGGCCUUGUCACUCAUACUCUCUCCAAUGAAGAGGGUCCAGAGCUCACCUAAUCUGGCCACAGGUAAUGAUUCUCAAGCAUUAGACUUUGAUUCUUGGCGGUCCCGCAGUGCUACUGAUGGUUUAAAGAAUGGAGAUGCCAGCAGUUCAUCUCUUGCUGCCAAAGGCUUUCGGAGUGUCAGGCCCAACCUACAGGACAAAAAGUCUCCCACACAGGGGCCUCCUUCCCCUGACCCUUCAGCACGGCACUCCCCCUAUCGCUGCCGGAGCUCCGAAUCACUCGACUACCCAUCAAGCUUAAUGCCCAAGGCCUUAUCGUCGCCCACCCCGUAUGUUCCUAGCGGAGCUGUUAUGAAAGCUGGAACAAUCAGUGGGCAGAGCGUCAGCGCUUUGAGCAGCGUGAGCCUCGGUAGCGGUGUGUCACCGGCGACUUCCCCUGUGACAGUGUCAGCGCUCAGCCACUACUCGUCAUCCACGGCGGGUCUGCUUGAUGAGCUUCAGAUCUGUAGCCUGGACUCACCUGGCGCCUCACCCACGCCUUCGCCUACGCUCAGCCAUGUCUCUACCUACAUAUCCGCUGCUGGGCCUGACGAUGCGCUAACAACCUCUGUGGGCUCCACUGCUGCAGCAGCCACUGUCACUAAUGGCCAGGUCCUUUCUCAUGCAAUGAAUGGAAGUACUAGCCAUCCACAGAGGCCCAUGUCGCCACCAUCAUAUCCUCCUCCGCCUCCCUCACUCCACACAGGGCUCCAGAGACAGAGCAGAAGUUCAGAGGGCAGUGAGUCGGUCACCAGAGAGUCUGUGGUUUCUGGCCACACCAGCAUGAGCAACACUGUGCCCAUCGCUCGCUUCUCAGAGGAAGAAAAGAAGGUGUCCGUGAUUAAAGCCCCACAUUACGAAGGCAUUGGACCUGUGGACGAGUCGGGCAUCCCUAUUGCCAUUCGUACGACAGUUGACAGGCCAAAAGACUGGUACAAGACUAUGUUCAAACAGAUUCACAAAGUUCACAAAGCAGAUGAUGACUACUCUGGCACAUACAAUGCAACAUAUGCUUUCAUAAACAAUGCUGACGACUACAGCAGCACCAUGGCCCACCCACCUCCUCGGACACACACGUACCGGCCUCUGUCCAAAAGCCCCUCAGACAAUGGUGGGCAGCUGGGUCCUCGGGAGCCUUCGCCCUCUCCUGUACCCCCACCACCUCCACCCAUGCCCUCACUCCUGCAGCUUAGGGCCAGAGAAAGCGACCGCGACAAAGAUUCAACUGAUAUGAAUGAAUGGGGACCUCCAGACAGGAAAGUGGACACAAGAAAAUACCGAGCAGAGCCCAAGAGUAUUUUUGAGUAUGAACCUGGCAAGUCGUCAAUUUUGGAGCAUGAGAGACCAACCUAUGAUGACAUAGAUUUAGAGAACGAGCCUUGGUAUAAGUUCUUUUCCGAGCUGGAGUUUGGGCGGCCGCCUCCUAAAAAACAGUUGGAUUAUAAUCCAGACAUCUCCAUCCGUCAGCGCAUUGAGACGUCCCUGCACAUCGCUCCCGCUGACAAGGCUUCGGAGAGACCUGCAAGUGCUGCCAGCGACUACAGGAAAAGAAGGAAGUCUGAGCCAUCAAGUUCACAAGCGAAUGCCCCGUCCCAGAGCAGAGCUGCAACUUCCCCUAAACCAGUGGAUGCCCACCGAUCCAGCAGCAGCCUAAAGAAACCCGUCGUUCGCUCCUCUCCCUCCUCACCCUCCAAAGCCAAAGGUGGGGACGCAUGCAAGAUGUUUUCAAACAGUAUAAGCACCCCGGGUCCUUAUGAGAGCACCUCUCUCCCUCCUCUGCUUUCUGACUCUGAUCGUUGCCAUGAGGAUGCCAGCCAGGAAGGCAGCUCUUCCUCGAAGCAGUCUGUCUUUUGCACAAACAGUUGGCAGGCGAACAGCCAGGACGAUAAAACAUGGAGCAGUACAGAGGAGGCGCCUCCCUCCUCUGGCAAGCUCAAAUCCCGCAGUUGCGACGACUUGCUUAAUGAUGGGCAUUCUGGCUCUGGUGGGCAAAAUGCCACUCGCUCAGAAAGUGCUGGGUCGCUGUUGUGUGAUGGGAAUACUCCCACGGUGUCGGCCUCCACUCAUUCACUGCCCCCUCUCCAUCGGCGACGUGCGCACGACUCCCCGGGCUUUCUCCAGCUCUACCGUAAAAUGCACCAGAUCGACCGAGCUCAGCUCAUCCCAUCUGAAGUAAUCCGUUCCGUCCGCGCUCGCAUCCUGGAACUUGAGCGGCAACCUCAUCUGCAUCGCCAUCGCCUCUCUCCUUGGACACCCUCAUGGGGCGUGGAAGUGCCAAGGGACAUGGUGCCAAAUCGCAUCUCUGCAUACGAGCGUCUUAUUCAGAAGUCCAAGUCGAUGCCUAAUCUAGGCGACGGUGAGGUGCCUUCAGGCACGACGACACCAGGCGGUUCGUCAUCUCGUGCUAGCAGCGGCGGGGGGAUAACUCCCAGUUUCCCAAAACGCCGUUUUUCUAUUGAGUCGUUACUGGAGGAAGAUGCCAACAGCAACAGCAGGACUGUACGGCACAGCAUGGACCAUAUACCUCGUAGCCCGCCAGAGGGGCAGCCUCGCGUCGGACCCGAGCGCGGACGUGGGCAGUCGUUUCCGGCUCCGCCCGUUCCUCAGGGCUUGCGAGCAAAUCCUGACUAUUCCGACAGUGAGCAAGACGCCAUUGCCUCUGACCUCAGUGACUUCAUCCAGGUGGAGGGUUCUUCAUUUUGCAGCGAGAGUGACUUUGACCAUUGCUCCCUAACGUCGUCCGAGAGCUUGUACGGAUCGUCCACCCUCCAUCACCACCACCUCCGUCACCACCACCACCAUCACCAUCAUCAUCAAGGUCACCAAAGUCUGGGCCAGACGCAGGGCUACCAGCACCGCCACCUCAUCAGCACGUGCAAGGGCCGCUGCCCGGCCUCGUACACCCGCUUCACCACCAUGCUUCGCCACGAGAGAGAGCGAGCGCGAAAGGAGAACCAGAGGCAGCAAAGCCACAACAGCCAUUCCGAAAUUCAGGCCUCGCAGUCCCAGCAAGCGAUGUCCAAGCUGGCCUUCUUGGUCAGCCCAGUGCCUUUCCGCAGGAAAAAGGGCUCACCACCUACCUCUAGAAGAAGCGGCAGUGGCGGAGGUCGAGGUAGCAGACCCAAGUCCAAGCAGGCCAUUUACGAAGCACUCGAUGCAGCCUUGAGAGACAUUUAUGAGCACAUUCAAGCAGAGCGAGGCCACAGAAGCUCUAGGCCACCUGAUGACAGUAUUUUGAGGAGAAUCCUGGCCGAACUGAUGCCAAGUGUGCCUGAAAGAAGUUCCUCUUUGCGAGGGGGGAGGGGUUGCUGGCAUGGGGGUCACUCUUCUGCGUCUGUUUACCCAGAUGGAAGCCCGACAGGGUAUGCUUCACACAGGGGAGAGCCGUCCACUCCGAGUCUGCAGUCACCGAGGUUACAGUCGCCAAUCAGUGCCUGCUAUGGACGACAUUUGGAGGCCUCAAACAAUAACGAAUACGGGGAAGAGCAAGGCAGUGGAAAUGGUCUUUGCUAUUCAGACCAGGAUGUCUCGAGGAGUUAUUCCACCAUGGAUGGACGCCACACGCCGCAGAGCAGAAGAGCAACUCCUGACAGAGAGGUCUCCCAUAAACAGAUGACACAACUUAUUCUCUUCUCUCUCCUCCAUCAGAAACAGCCCGCAAGAGCAAUUUAUGAUUUUAAGGCACAAACAGCAAAGGAGUUGACAUUUAAAAAGGGCGACGCAGUCAACAUCAUCCGGCAGAUAGAUAACAACUGGUACGAAGGAGAACACAGAGGACGGGUGGGGAUCUUCCCCAUAGCGUACGUUGAGAAGAUGCCGUCGUCGGAGAAGCAUCAGCCAAUCCGUCCACCUCCUCCAGCACAUGUCAGGGAGAUCGGCGAGGCCGUGGCGCGCUAUAACUUCAAUGCCGACACUAACGUGGAGCUGUCACUAAGAAAGGGCGAGAGAGUUAUCGUCAUCAGGCGGGUGGAUCAGAACUGGUUUGAGGGGAAGAUUCCCGGCACAACCAAACAGGGCAUCUUCCCGGUGUCCUACGUUGAAAUCGUCAAGCAGUCUCCGUCCAAGAGCUCCGUCCACCACGUAGAUCCACAUGCUUACAGCAGGGCGCCAAGCUCCACCCCCGUCAAGCCCUUCUGUCACCUACCUCCAUCUUUCACCACUCGUGACCUCCCUUCCCCUCAAUACUCUCCCAGAAGGCUUGACCUGCAAGCUGUCACCAGCGAGUGGCUCUCGCUCACGCUGGACCCCUCAGCUCCCACUCCCACUCCCACCCAGCCACUCACCGCCACUCCUUUACCUCCCACGCCGCCUCCUCUUCCUGACGACCUCGGCCCUCUUCUAACGGCACAAGAGCCGACUUCUGUCUCAACCUCUCCGUCACAGAAAGGCUUCUCCUUUUCACACCGGCCAACUCCCAGAGCUCCGUUUUUCUCUGAAACGAGAGCUGGGUUAGGUCACACCACAACUGUCCUUCCCUUCUCCCAGCCCUCCCCACCACCACCUCCUCCUCUUCCUCCACCCGCCGCUUCCUCCUUCACCUCUGCACUGCCUAAUCAAUUAGUUGCUCACAACGGCAAGGGGCUGCAUCUCUCUGAGGCAGACAAAUCUUCAAGCUUUACCAAGCCUGAGCGUGUGACCUGCACCAUGUUAGGGGCAGGAAAACGGUCCACAGAACCUCAAGAGCAGCAGCGGUCUGAUUAUGGACAAGAAAGCAGCAGAUUGCCUGACAUUGAGCUGCAUGUAAGAGACCCUUAUGAUGAGUUGCUGUCAGUGGUUUCGGAUGAUUCGAGCAGCGCAGACGAGGCCGAUGAUUCAAAAGCGCCCUCAGUAGAGUCCUUAAGUGCCACGUUGAACGGUGAAUCUCAGAGCCGAUGGUUUCAGAGCAGAGUCCCAGAAUCCAGUCAGCCGGCAGCAGCUAGCGACUCACCUGGCACAGUCCACCUAAAGGUGCAGGUUCACAAGCCUUUAACCAUGAAGCCGCUGUUCCCUUUGAAGGAAGAGCAGCCAGUAUGGGUAAACGAGCAGCUGGUUGAUCCUGAGAGGCCACCAUCAGUAGAGGGAAACGUAUACACAGAGUUAUUCAUUGAGGAAGAAGAUGAAGACGUCAAGGACAAAGAGGAGAAACUUAGGGAGUUAAAUGAGCGACUUCAUCCACAGGCUGAAGCCUGUGCUUCCUCCCCAUCACAGCUACAUCACGCUGACCUCCCGCCCUUCUCCACCCCCUCACCCCCCAUUUCAACACUCCCUCCUCUAAUUUCUUCCUCCUCCAUGUCAUCGCGAUCACAGCACGACCGCAGCACAAUCUCGGUCUCUCCCCCGUGCCUCCCCCACCUGACAACCUGUCCGCUUCCUGCAGUCUCCCCCUGUCCGUCUCUGUCAUCGCCUCCCCCUCACGUUUCUGACGCCUCUUCAGACGUUCCCGUCUCUCAGCCCUCCAGUUCUCCCCCAUCCUCCCCCGUCUCACAGCCGGUUUUCCCUCUCCCUGCCCAGUCUACCCCUAAAACUGCCUCUCCUCCCCUCCCCAGUCCUCCCUCCCCCAACACCGCCCCCGUUGUACCGCACCCAGGCCGUAGGUCCCCCAAGGUGAAGGAUCCAGUUGUUGGCGGUAAACCCCCCCGUAGCCCCAUCUUUUCCAGGAGGUCCUAUCUGUCGCCAGUUAGAGGUCGAAGGCGGUUAGUACAGGAUGCGCUCCAUGGUGGAGGAGACCCGUACCAGGCCCUGUACAACUACAUACCCCGAAACGAGGACGAGCUGGAGCUGAAGGAGGGAGACGUCGUGGACGUAAUGGAGAAAUGUGAUGACGGCUGGUUUGUUGGGACGUCUCGAAGGAAUAAGCUGUUUGGAACCUUCCCGGGAAACUACGUGAAGCAGCUAUAAUGAUGAUUCCAGACUUGUGUGUGUGGCCCCGCCCCUUUCUGUGACACGUUCAUCGCCGUCAGCACAGCGCCCGCAGGACGCCAGCAGAGGCCGCAGCACACUUAAAGAUUUGCAUCCAUGUGUGGCUUUCAGCUUCACACCGACCGAAUCUUAGCUCCAACUAGCCAUCUUUAAUGAGAGACUUCUACAAGAUAAUGCUGUUUUUUCAAAUCUCCUCUUUUUACCCUUAUUUUUCUAUUAUGGAUAAAUUUGUGCUCCUUUAAUAUUUGGCGACGGGAAGAAGAAUAUCGAAGGACCGCAAGAACAUUUUUCUUUCUAUUUUAGCGGUUUUAAGGGCAGUAAAUGUACCAAAAUCAUGUCUGCAGUUACAGAUACUUUAAACACUUUUAAUUUCAGUGUUCAGAUGAAGAGAUCCUUGAGAAAAUGACGUUCAGAAAGUGUUGAAAAAGCAGUAUUGAGUCAGGUGUCAGAACUGUGUUUUGGAGACUUUGACAAACAUUUUUGCCACAUCAGCCCCGUUUAUAAUGUGCUGGGCAAAUAUAUACUCUCAGUUAUGAACGGUUUCUGCUCAUCGUUUGGGUUCUCAGCAUAAAUCCAAUGUCUUUUGUUUCAGGGGCCGCAGCUGAUUAGAGAAAAAUCUCCCCGACGGUGUCAUUGAAACGUAGUUUGAGUUUCGCAAACAAACAAUGUUCAAGUUGUUGCUUUUGUUCGAACCUUUUUCACUUUAGGGUUGAUGCACUUUAACAGUAUCUCUACACAAGCACGUCCGUUUAAUUUCAUUUUUUCCCCUUCAGGUUUAUAACAUUAGAGGUUCCUCAGACUGUGGCACUUGGUCUGGAAAACAUUUACAGAAGGUUUGUGUACCUUUUCUUAGGUAUUAGAGGAUGAACUGUUGAUGAAAUUGUGCUGUGAGAUGAUGAACACAACGUUGUUUUUUUUAGAAAACAUUUUUUAACAUCUAUUGUUUGAAGCAAAGUUCUUUCAUUUUCAAGGAUCCUUGUGCUGUUAGGUUGUUGAUACCUUGAGGACUGUAAUGAUUGAUCACAUUUCCAAUGUGGGAUUUAUUUGAAGAUGCAGGAUGAGAUAAUUUAUGUAUUGCUGUCAGAGUGAGUAGGUAGUUUAUCACUGUUCAUGUGUGCGUAUUAUUUGGAAUAUUUGCCAUUUUCCAUCUUAGCUAAAUGAACACCACCUACUUGUUUGUAUUUGUUUUUCUUAUUUUCUCAUUUAUUGUUUCACAACGAAUGGACACUGACAACAGAAACCAUUGUUAAAGCACCUUAAGAUAUGUUAUUCAUCAUCGUCCUUCACGUCACUGCUUGUCAUUCACUACGUCAGCUGGUGUGAGCACACUUUGUUUUAUGUCUGUGGGGUUUUUGUAAGCUUUUUGUACGAGAGCUGUACUUCAGCCAGCAUCCACUGCUUUAUAAACUCAGCUGUUUUUCACCCACCAUCACA
Messenger RNA from Fundulus heteroclitus (mummichog), 8132 nucleotides. It is a transcript of the gene sorbs2a, whose product is annotated as sorbin and SH3 domain containing 2a. Lineage: Eukaryota; Metazoa; Chordata; Actinopteri; Cyprinodontiformes; Fundulidae. The record is from RefSeq and is a predicted model, not a curated record. Gene Ontology annotation, molecular function: protein binding. The transcript has 29 exons. The coding region runs from base 678 to 6677 and encodes 1999 amino acids. Gene Ontology annotation, cellular component: plasma membrane.